Alosa alosa (allis shad) is the source of this 6549-nucleotide messenger RNA. RefSeq names its product myosin, heavy chain 11b, smooth muscle (gene myh11b). The coding region runs from base 1 to 5982 and encodes 1993 amino acids. NCBI's taxonomy places the organism in Eukaryota, Metazoa, Chordata, Actinopteri, Clupeiformes, Clupeidae. Gene Ontology annotation, cellular component: myosin complex. The record is from RefSeq and is a predicted model, not a curated record. Gene Ontology annotation, molecular function: cytoskeletal motor activity; actin filament binding; ATP binding. The transcript is spliced from 40 exons.
AUGUCCAAGAAACCAGAUGAUGAUAGUGACAGAUUCCUUUUCGGGGACAAAGACUUUAAACAAAGUGGAGUGGGCCAAGCAGACUGGUCUGCCAAGAAGCUGGUGUGGAUCCCAUCGGAGAGAGAUGGCUUUGAGUCGGCCAGCAUCAAGGAGGAGAAGGGCGAUGAUGUCCUGGUCCAGCUGGAUAAUGGGCAGAAGUUGACCGUCCACAAAGACAGCAUCCAGAAAAUGAACCCACCGAAGUUCAGCAAGGCAGAGGACAUGGCGGCGUUGACCUACCUGAACGAAGCCUCGGUGCUGCAGAACCUGAAGGAGAGGUACUUCUCAGGGCUUAUUUAUACAUACUCAGGCCUGUUCUGUGUGGUGGUGAACCCCUACAAAAUGUUGCCCAUUUACUCAGAGAAGAUCAUCGAGUUGUACAAGGGCAAGAAGCGUCAUGAGGUCCCCCCACACAUCUACUCCAUCACGGACAAUGCUUACAGGAACAUGAUGCAAGAGCGUGAUGACCAGUCCAUUCUGUGCACAGGAGAGUCAGGAGCUGGGAAGACAGAGAACACCAAGAAGGUCAUUCAGUAUCUGGCAGUGGUGGCGUCCUCUCACAAAACCAAGAAAGACUCUGGAGAAUUGGAGAAACAGCUUUUACAGGCAAAUCCCAUUUUGGAGGCUUUUGGAAAUGCCAAGACCGUUAAAAAUGACAACUCUUCCAGAUUUGGAAAGUUCAUCAAGUUGAACUUUGACGUGACUGGCUUUAUUGUUGGGGCCACAAUUGAUACAUAUCUGCUGGAGAAGUCCCGCUGUGUGAGGCAGGCAAAGAACGAGAGGGCCUUCCACAUUUUCUACUUCAUGGUUGCAGGGGCCAAGGACAAGCUCAAAGAGGACCUGCUGAUUGAGAGCUUCAGUAGCUAUCGCUUCCUGAACCUUGGCCAUGUCCAGGUCCCGGGCAUAGAGGACGACGAGAUGUUUGAGGAGACACUGGAGGCUAUGGCCGUCCUAGGCUUCAACGAAGACGAGAGAAUUGGGAUGCUGAAGGUGGUGUCCACUGUGCUGCACAUUGGUAACAUUGAGUUCAAGAAGGAGAAGAACCAGGAGCAGGCGGCCAUGCCUGACACCACAGCUGCUCAGAAGGUUUGCCAUCUGCAAGGCAUCAACUUGACAGACUUCACCAAGGCCAUGCUUACCCCCAAAAUUAAAGUUGGUAGAGAGGUGGUGCAGAAGGCACAGACCAAAGAACAGGCCGACUUUGCUACUGAGGCUCUGGCAAAAGCCAUGUAUGACCGCUUGUUCAAAUGGAUCUUGUUACGUGUGAACAAGGUUCUGGACAAGACCAAACGUGCUGGGUCUUCUUUCAUUGGCAUCCUGGACAUCGCCGGCUUCGAAAUCUUUGAGGAUAACUCCUUUGAGCAGCUGUGCAUCAACUACACCAAUGAGAAGCUCCAGCAGCUCUUCAACCACACCAUGUUCGUCCUGGAGCAGGAGGAGUACAAGCGUGAGGGCAUCGAGUGGAGCUUCAUCGACUUUGGCCUGGACCUGCAGCCCUGCAUUGAACUCAUUGAGAGGCCGAAUAAUCCUCCAGGCAUCCUCGCUCUGCUGGAUGAGGAGUGCUGGUUCCCCAAAGCCAGUGACAUCUCUUUCGUGGACAAAGUCUUGAACACACACGGUAGCCACUGCAAGUUCUCCAAACCGAAGCAGCACAAAGAAAAAACAAUGUUUGCAGUUCUGCACUAUGCUGGGAAGGUGGAUUAUAAUGCUGCAAACUGGCUCACCAAGAACAUGGACCCUCUCAAUGACAACGUGACCACACUGCUCCAGAAUUCCUCAAGUGCUUUCAUACAGGAUCUAUGGAAAGACACGGACCGGGUGGUGGGUUUGGAGCAGAUUAGCAAGAUCUCGGACAGCUCCAUGCCCAGCUCGGGCAAGUCCAAGAAAGGCAUGUUCCGCACGGUUGGGCAGCUGUACAAGGAGUCCCUGGGCAAGCUGAUGACCACACUCCACAACACCACGCCCAACUUUGUGCGCUGCAUCAUCCCCAACCAUGAGAAGAAGGCAGGAAAGAUGGAUGCCAAUCUGGUGUUGGAACAGCUGCGCUGCAACGGUGUACUCGAGGGGAUCAGGAUCUGUCGCCAAGGCUUCCCUAACCGCGUCAUCUUCCAUGAGUUCCGUCAGCGCUAUGAGAUCCUGGCCUCCAGUGCCAUUCCUAAGGGUUUCAUGGAUGGAAAACAGGCCUGCACACUAAUGAUUAAGCAUCUUGAUCUGGACCCCAACCUGUACCGCAUUGGCCAGAGCAAGAUGUUCUUCCGCACCGGCGUCCUGGCUCAGCUGGAGGAGGAGCGCGACCUCAAGCUCACCGUGGUCAUCAUCGCCUUCCAGGGCCAGGCUCGCGGCUUCCUGGCCCGCAAAGCCUUUGCUAAGCGGCAGCAGCAGCUCACUGCCAUGAAAGUGAUCCAGAGGAACUGUUCUGUGUACCUCAAACUGCGGAACUGGCAGUGGUGGAGACUCUUCACUAAGGUCAAGCCUCUGCUCCAGGUGACCCGACAGGAAGAGGAAAUGGGUCAGAAGGAGGAGGAGCUUAUGAAAGCAAAGGAAAUUGCGCAGAAAUCUGAGUCUCAGCUGAAAGAGAUUACCCAGAGGCACACUAAGCUGCAAGAGGAGAAGAACCAGCUGCAGGAGAAGCUGCAGGCAGAGACGGAGCUGUACGCCGAGGCGGAGGAGAUGCGUGUGCGUCUGGAGACCAAGAAGCAGGAGCUGGAGGAGGUGCUCCACGAGAUGGAGGCCCGUCUGGAGGAGGAGGAGGAGCGCAGCCUCGCUCUGCAGCAGGAGAAAAAGGACAGGGAGCAGCAAAUCCAGGACAUGGAGAAGCAAUUGGCUGAGGAGGAAGAUGCCAAACAGAAGCUUCAGCUGGAGAAGGUCUCUGCAGACGGAAAAAUCAAGAAACUGGAGGAUGACGUCCUAGUCAUGGAGGAUCAAAACAAUAAGUUACUGAAGGAAAAACAAAUGAUGGAAGAAAGGAUGGCUGAUGUUAGCUCCAAUUUGGCUGAAGAGGAAGAGAAGUCCAAGAACUUGACGAAACUGAAAAAUAAACACGAGUCCAUGAUAACUGAACUUGAAGUCCAUUUGAAGAAAGAAGAGAAGUCUCGCCAGGACUUAGAGAAGGCCAAGCGCAAGCUGGAGGGGGAGUAUAACGACCUCCAGGACCAGCUAGCUGACCUGCAAGCCCAGAUUGCUGACCUGAGGGCCCAGCUGGCCGCCAGAGAGGAGGAGCUGCAGGGAGUGGUGGCACGGCUGGAAGAAGAGUCUACUCAGAAGAACAACGCCCUGAAGAAGAUCCGUGAGAUGGAGGGCCUGAUCUCGGAGCUCCAGGACGACCUGGAGAAUGAGCGCAACGCCCGUGCCAAGGUGGAGAAGGCCAAAAGGGACCUGGGCGAGGAGCUGGAGGCCCUCCGGACGGAGCUGGAAGACAGUCUGGACACCACAGCCGCCCAGCAGGAGCUCAGGGCGAAGCGGGAGCAGGAGGUGGCCAUACUGAAGAAAGCCGUGGAGGACGAGGGCCGCCACCAUGAGGCCCAGGUGCAGGACAUGCGGCAGAAGCACACCCAGGCCGCGGAGGAACUCAGUGAGCAGCUGGAGCAGACCAAACGGGUGAAGGCCAACCUGGAGAAGGCCAAGCAGGCUCUGGAGAAGGAGGCGGCUGACAUGAGUGCGGAGCUGCACUCGCUGGCCAACUCCAAGCAGGACGUGGAGCACAAGAAGAAGAAAGUGGAGAGUCAGCUGUCUGACCUGCAGUCGCGCUUCAACGACUGCGAGAGACAGAAGGCCGAGCUUGGGGAUCGCGUCUCGAAACUCACCUUGGAGCUGGACAGCACCAGUGGUUUCCUAAACGAGGUGGAAGGCAAGAACAUCAAGCUGAGUAAAGAUGUCACAAGCCUCAGCUCCCAGCUGCAGGAUGCCCAGGAGUUGCUGGCUGAGGAGACCCGUAUGAAGCUGAACUUGUCAACGCGUUUGAGGCAGGUGGAGGACGACCGUAACGGCCUGCUGGAGCAGCUGGAGGAGGAGACGGAGUCCAAGAGGAACGUGGAGAGGCAGGUCUCCAGCCUCAACAUGCAGCUGUCAGAUACCAAGAAGAAGCUGGACGAGGUGAGCGGCAAUCUGGAGGUAAUGGAGGAGAGCAAGAAGCGUCUGCAGAGGGACCUGGAGGCCACCAACAACGAGUACGAGGAGAAGGCGGCCGCCUACGACAAGCUGGACAAGAGCAAGAACCGGCUGCAGCAGGAGCUGGAGGACCUCCUGAUGGACCUGGACAACCAGAGGCAGCUGGUCUCCAACAUGGAGAAGAAGCAGAGGAAGUUCGACCAGAUGCUGGCUGAGGAGAAGAGCCUCUCCUGUAAGAACGCUGAGGAGCGGGACCGUGCAGAGGCUGAGGCCAGGGAGAAGGAGACCAAGGCCCUGGCGCUGGCUCGCAACCUGGAGGAGGCGCAGGCCUGUCUGGAGGAGCUGGAGAAGGUCAACAAGAGCCUGAAGGUGGAGAUGGAGGACCUGGUCAGCUCCAAGGAUGACGUGGGCAAAUAUGUGCAUGACCUGGAGAAGGCCAAGCGGACACUGGAGACCCACGUGGACGAGAUGCGCACCCACAUGGACGAGCUGGAGGACGAGCUGCAGGCCACAGAGGACGCCAAACUCCGCCUGGAGGUCAACAUGCAGGCGCUCAAGAGCCAGUUUGAACGCGACCUGCAAGGCAGAGACGAGCAGGGAGAGGAGAAGAAGAAGCAACUGGUCAAACAGGUGCGUGAACUUGAGGCAGAGCUGGAGGAUGAGCGCAAGCAGAGAUCCUUGUUUGCCGCCGCCAAGAAGAAGCUGGAGGGAGACUUCAAGGACAUGGAGGAUCAGUUUGACACCGCUUGCAGGGGGCGAGAGGAGGCCCUGAAACAGCUGCGUAAAGUCCAGGGCCAGAUUAAAGACAUCCAGAGAGAGCUGGACGACGCCCGUGCUGCCCAGAAGGAGGCGCUCAACAAUCACAGGGAGUCUGAGCGGAGGGCCAAGGCCAUAGAAACUGAUUUCAUGCAACUGCAGGAGGAGCUAGCAGCUGCAGAGAGGGCUCGCAAGCAGGCAGAGACCGAGAGAGACGAGAUGGCUGAUGAGCUGGCCAGCAACUCCGGAAAGACAAUGAACAGCGAAGAUAAGCGUCGCCUGGAUGCGAAGAUCGCCCAGCUGGAGGAGGAGCUGGAGGAGGAGCAGGGCAACCUGGAGAGCGUCAACGACAAGCUCAGACGGAGCAUCCAACAGGUGGACCAGCUGACCAUCGAGCUCCAGUCCGAGCGCUCCAUUUCCCAGCGCAACGAGAGCACGCGCGUGCAGAUGGAGAGGCAGAACAAGGACCUUCGGGGGAAGCUGCAGGAGAUGGAGGCGCAGGUCAAGUCAAAGUUCAAGGGCACCAUCUCCACCAUGGAGGCCAAGCUCCAGCAGCUGGAGGAGCAGCUGGACCUGGAGAGCAGGGAGAAACAAGCCCUUGCCAAGGCUGUGCGUCAAAAGGACAAGAAGCUGAAGGAUAUGACUCUGCAGAUGGAGGACGACCACAAGCAGGCAGAGCAGUAUAAGGACCAGGCGGAGAAGGCCAACACUCGCGUGAAGCAGCUGAAGCGGCAGGUGGAGGAGACGGAGGAGGAGUCCCAGCGUGCCACCGCCGCCCGCCGCAAGCUGCAGCGCGAGCUGGACGAGGCCACCGAGGCCAACGACUCGCUCACGCGGGAGGUUUCCUCACUCAAGAGCAAACUAAGGCGUGGCAACGACCCCGCGACCUCCUUCAGCAGCUCCCCGCGGCGCAUCAGUGGUGGGGGGAGCAGUUUUCUGGGGAGCCGCAGGGGGGUCAUGGAGAAUUCGGACGUGGCUGGGGAGGAGGGUCCACCACGCUCCCCCUCCCCCAUCAUGGACCCACUGGACGAGGAGGAGGAGCUCCGGGGAGAGAUGAAUGGUACUGAAGACUACGACUAGAACCCUUCCUGCUCACCUAAAUAAGAUGAAUCUAGAUUAAUCAAAACUAAUUUAUGAAUGACCACACAGAGAGCAGAGGAUUCUGGGACGCAUACGGCACAGAUCUGGGCCAUGCACGUUCCAGUGUCCGCUGCUGUCUGAAUCAGACUAGGAUCCUUUUUGUCUGAUCCUUUGGGUAACAUGUGGUUUUCCUUGCUGCCAAUAAUCCUACUCUGCUUUGCCUGAUAAGCGUCCACCAUCGUCUAGUGCCUUAUAUUUACCUUUUUCCUGAUCUAGAACUGAUAGCAGAGCCUAUAGUCCUUUCAUUACACUUAGAUACUAGCCAGCAAUUCUCUCAAUAACUAUAGACCCUAUUCAUGCCAUAUUUUAAUUUAUAACAUGUAUUGUCCUGUAGUGUAUAGCUUUUUAAGGCAACAGUAAUAUCCUGACUGACACUGUGGGGUUCACAUGUUAAGUUAUAGCAUUAUUUAUUUAUAUUUACACAUACAUAUUUUGAUCACGUCACAUUGUUCCACCCUUUCGAGAAACCUCCUCUCCUCACUCGGGAAUAAACAGAUUUCAAAACCA